AUGCAGCGUGGAAUCGUGUACGGGUUGGCCAUUCUUUGCCUCGGAUGUUUCUCAGUUUCUAGAGCUGGGAAUCUGGAAAAGAAAAUGCAACGCCUGAUCGAAAAACUGAAAACCGAUCUGAAAGAUGAUUGCUCUAGCAUAAGAGAUGAGGUAGCGAAUCUUAGAGACGAUGUGUCUAAUCUACGAGAUGGGGAAUGCGCUGACAGAGACAAUAUCUUUGAACUCAAGGAAUCACUGGUUGAAUUAAGGGAUCUGUUGAAGGAGCUCCCGUGUGACAAUAAUGUUUCAGAACAAUCUGCUACAGAAGAUUGUAAUAGACAAUCUGAUGGCGUUCAAAGAAUUCUCCCCAAAAUAGGAAAACCAUUUCUUGCAAGAUGUGAAGCCGGGUGGCUUAUCAUUGGACAUCGUUAUGAUGGAAGUGUGGAUUUCAAUAAAGUCUGGGAGUCCUACAAACUUGGCUUUGGCAAAGUCUGGAAAGAGCACUUCAUAGGAUUUGAAAAUAUUCUCUCUGUAUUGCAACAGAAGGAAUACAAAGCUAGGUUUGACCUCACCACUUGGGAGAAUGAGACAAAAUACGCAGAAUACCAAAUUUUCGACUUUAAUGAUAGGAAAGACAAAUACAGAAUAAGUAUCGGUGGUUAUAAUGGUACAGCAGGUGAUGCAAUGCAAGAUGCCAACCAUAAUCAAUUCAGCACCAAGGAUUCGAGAAAUGAUAAUUUUGGUGGUAGUUGCAUUUUGAGUUUUGGUGGACCUUAUUGGUAUGGCGCGUGUCUUGGGGCAGGGGGCUCUAUCUUUGGCAUGUACUCCAAGAGUCCAAAAUGUCCAAGUAUAUCGUCCUGUUUAACUUGGCAAGAAUGGCCAAAGAAGCUUCCAGGAGUUGAUCACAAUGGCGAUUACUCAUUUAAAGAGGUGAAGUUCAAGAUUCGACCUAUUUAAAUGUUGCCUUCAAAGUGCUAUUUGACAUAAUGUGAUAUUGAUUAUGAAAUGGUGUAGACACUACUUGAAUGAAUAAAUGAAGUGGCAUAACGAGCA
Messenger RNA from Owenia fusiformis, 1032 nucleotides. The record is from the annotation of a GenBank genome assembly. NCBI's taxonomy places the organism in Eukaryota, Metazoa, Annelida, Polychaeta, Sabellida, Oweniidae.